AUGUUAGUGGAGGUACUGGGUGACACGCUUGCUGAUGUACGGACGGAUGUAGAUGCUGAGACCCUGGUUGAAGUACUGGGUGACAUGCUGACUGAUGUAUUUGUCGACGGACUAGCCGAGGUACCAACUGAUGUACUUGGCGAGGCACUGGUUGAGACUCUAGUUGAGGUACUGGGUGACAUGCUGACUGAUGUAGCCGAGGUACUGACUGAUGUACUAGGUGAGACACUGUUUGGCGGAACAGUGGGUGACGAAUAGGCACUGGUUGAGACACUAGGUGAGUCACUGGGUGAGACACUGGCUGACGUACUGGCACUGAUUGAGACACUGGCUGACGUACUGGCACUGGUUGAGACACUAGGUGACGUACUAACAGAUGCACUGACUGAGACGCUGGUUGAGACACUGGCUGACGUACUGGCACUGGUUGAGACACUAGGUGACGUACUAACAGAUGCACUGACUGAGACACUAGUUGAGACACUGGCUGACGUACUGGCACUGGUUGAGACACUAGGUGAGUCACUGGGUGAGACACUGGCUGACGUGCUGGCACUGGUUGAGACACUGGCUGACGUACUGGCACUGGUUGAGACACUAGGUGACGUACUAACAGAUGCACUGACUGAGACGCUGGUUGAGACACUGGCUGACGUACUGGCACUGGUUGAGACACUAGGUGACGUACUAACAGAUGCACUGACUGAGACACUAGUUGAGACACUGGCUGACGUACUGGCACUGGUUGAGACACUAGGUGAGUCACUGGGUGAGACACUGGCUGACGUGCUGGCACUGGUUGAGACACUGGCUGACGUACUGGCACUGGUUGAGACACUAGGUGACGUACUAACAGAUGCACUGACUGAGACGCUGGUUGAGACACUGGCUGACGUACUGGCACUGGUUGAGACACUAGGUGACGUACUAACAGAUGCACUGACUGAGACACUAGUUGAGACACUGGCUGACGUACUGGCACUGGUUGAGACACUAGGUGAGUCACUGGGUGAGACACUGGCUGACGUGCUGGCACUGGUUGAGACACUGGCUGACGUACUGGCACUGGUUGAGACACUAGGUGAGUCACUGGGUGAGACACUGGCUGACGUGCUGGCACUGGUUGAGACACUGGCUGACGUACUGGCACUGGUUGAGACACUAGGUGACGUACUAACAGACGCACUGACUGAGACGUUGGUUGAUGCACUGGCUGAAACAAUUGUUGAGACACUGGUGGAGACACUGGGUGAAACACUGACUGACGCACUGGUACUGGGUGACAUACUGGUACUGACUAAGGGACCUACUGAGACACUAGUUGAUGUACUGGGUAACACACUGGUUGAGAUACUAGUUGACGUACUUGGUGACACACUGGUUGACGUACCAACUGAAGGACUUGCUAAAACACUAGUUGAUGUACUGGGUGACACUCUGACAGAUGUACUUGGACUCAUUAAAAUACUGGGUGACUUGCUAACAGAGGGACUGGGGAAAAUAGUGAUUGUUGAGCACACACACACCGUUUCCACAGCAUUGGUCGUACCUAAAAAAGUAAACAGUUCUUAG
Molecule: messenger RNA, 1572 nt
Organism: Porites evermanni
Lineage: Eukaryota; Metazoa; Cnidaria; Anthozoa; Scleractinia; Poritidae
Source: the annotation of a GenBank genome assembly